Molecule: messenger RNA, 2616 nt
Organism: Salpingoeca rosetta
Lineage: Eukaryota; Choanoflagellata; Craspedida; Salpingoecidae
Exons: 8
Coding region: 63-2360 (765 amino acids)
Source: RefSeq, a predicted model, not a curated record
CCGCUGCUCACUGCCGACUGCGGACGGACGGUCGACCAAGCAGCCACAUCCAGCAAAGCAUCAUGCCAAAGACAAGGCGUUCAACACAGUCUCCAGCGGAAGGCACCAGUCCUGAAGAAGGCGGCGAUGAUGAAGAAGUGUAUGAAGUGGAGAAGGUGCUGGACCACUUUGUCUUGGAGGAAGGCGUCAAAUGCUACUACCUCAAGUGGAAAGGGUACCCAGAAGAAGAAGCAACAUGGCAGAGAGAAGACGAGAUGUUUGGCUGCGAAGCGCUGGUGAAAGAGUAUGAGCGGAAGCAGCGUGCGCAGGCCAAAGCCCCAAAGAGGGCGAAGAAGACCAGCACGCCGAGGAAGAGGAGAUCAGCAGCAACACCAGCGAAGCAGAAGCAGUCCCAGCGAGCAAAGGGUGCCGCGGCUCAGCGGCGAAAGGCAGGCACUUCACCCAAGAAGGCAGCACCAGCACCAGCAGCGAAGGCAGCACCAGCACCAGCAGCGAAGGCAGCACCAGCACCAGCAGCGGAGACAGCACCAGCAGUCACGACGCGCCGGCGAUCCCGCCAGCAGGUGCAGGCCGAAACGACAGGUGCGGCGCAGGAGGAAGCCAGCACGGGUGGGGAUGAUGAUGAUGGUGCUCGUCGUGGUGGCGGCCGUGGUGUUGAAGCGACCGCAGAGACGGGUGCCGCUGAUCAGUCGAAUUCGCCAGCGACGAUACAACCCGACAGGACAAAAGCGGGCGCUCUUAGGAGUGCAAAGACGAAGAAGAGAAGGACAAGCACUCUGACAAAGACAUCUGUCAAAGCACCAACUUCGGCAACGCAAGGUGCAAGGAGGCCUGUCAAGGCAGCCACACCACCACAACAGCAGCAGCAGCAGCAGCAGCAGCAGCAGCAGCAGCAGCAGCAGCAGCAACAGGAGGAGGAGGAGAGCGGCGCCCAGCACGACCAACAGGCGCAAGAGGAAGCAGAAACAUCGACAUCGGCCCAUGAGCACCUCCCACCCAAGCCAACGCUUGCAUGGGCGUCUGCUCAACCCCAAUCAUCCGCCCCCUCCCCGCUGUCGCCCGUGGUUGCGGGUGUGACGACGGCAGCGGUACCGGCGCCAACAACACCGAGCGCAGUGCAGCGCAUAUCCGCUGCUGUGCCCAACGCGGUGUCGCCCGCGCCACCCGAGCCCGCAGGGUCCAAUGCCCUUGCCCUGCUGAGCGACCGGCUGGGCAUCGUGAUUGCUGAUCUCCACGCCGCUGCGAGUUCAAGCCCCGUCAUCCCACUGCUGCACGCUGCGCGCGACCUGCUCGACAAGAUGCAGGCCGUGCCCGGCCACGCAGCAGUGGUGCCUGCGGCUGUGACGGUUGUGAAGCGCGUGGCGAAGCUGGCCGAUGACUUCAACCAGAUGGUCAAGUUUGUGGCGGAGAGGAAGAACACGGAGCAGCGGUGGCAGUCGGAGGUGCAGCGGCUUCAGCAGCAGUCCCGACAGCGGGAGGCAGCCAUGCAGGGCCAGGUGCAACAGGCGUCGGUGGUGCGUCUGCAGCUGCAACAGAGCCAGCAUCGUCAGCAGCACUUGCAACAGGCCGUGCAGCAGUCGCAGCUCAAGCUGAAGCAGGAGCAGCAACGGCGCCAGGAGUGCCUGCAGCGUAUUACGCAGCUGCAACACGAAAAUUCGCAGCUGCUGCUGUUCCGCACACAACAGCUGCAACACAAGCACCGGCUUGAACAGCAACUCGACCAACUGCAACACCAGCUCAACCACCAUCAGCAGCAGCAACAACAACAACAACAGCAGCAGCAGCAGCAGCAGCAGCGGAAGCCCCGCAAGAUGGAGUCGUGGGGUGACACGUGCUUUGUGUGUGGCGAGCACGGCUCACUGCUGUGUUGUGAGUUCUGUUCAAAUGUAGCUCACCCGCACUGCGUAUCUGGGUACCCUCUCUACGCGCCUCAAUUCGCCUGCGUCAAGUGCACACACCUCCUGCCUCGCCCAACCAUGAAGACAACGUUCCCUUCUGGUGUUUCCACGGAGGAGACGCGGCUGGUGGAGGCCAUGCAGAAGCAGCACGGGCCCCUGUCCCCACACGAUGCCGUGGUCAAGUCUGGAAACAAGAAGCAGAUCAACCAACGAAUCCACUUGGUUGCGCAGAUGGUGAACCGCUUGGGCUCGCUCAUGUCGCGCGUCAAGACCGCUGCCACUAUCACUGCCAAUGGUGAAAAGAGCGGUGACAGGGCUGACGAUAAGAAUGGUGACAAAGAGGCUGGCGAUGAGGGUAAUGACCAGGGUGGUGGUGGUGAUGACGGGAAAAAGGAGGCGAGUGGUACGACUGCUUCUGGUGACAAUGGUUUGGACACGGCAACAGCUGUUGUUGCGUCAUGAUGAUUUCGCACCGUGCACCCGGUGUUCGCCACACUUUACCGUUUCCGCGUUUGUUUUGAGUGCACUGAUUGCACCCUUCUUGCCUGUGCUUGAGUGUGCUUGCGGUUUGUCUGUCCGUGUCCCGGUGGGUCUGUUGAGUCGCGUGGUCGUUGGUUGGAUUGUUUAUUGUUCGUGCUGCGACGGAUCUGUUGGCCAAUAACGUGAUGCGCCCACGAAAGUUAAACAAGAAACUACAUAGCCUGUCAUGUCAGCCUGA